This is a messenger RNA of Trichoplax adhaerens, 405 nucleotides long. RefSeq lists its product as uncharacterized. The record is from RefSeq and is a predicted model, not a curated record. The coding region runs from base 1 to 405 and encodes 134 amino acids. NCBI's taxonomy places the organism in Eukaryota, Metazoa, Placozoa, Uniplacotomia, Trichoplacea, Trichoplacidae. The transcript is spliced from 2 exons.
AUGGAUGGGGUAUGGUCAUCAUGGGAAAAUUGGUCAUCUUGUUCGCGAUCUUGUGGUAAAGGAGGUAGACGUAUUCGUCGCAGAACUUGUAGUAAUCCUCCACGUCAGCGUAAUGGCAAGGAUUGCCAAGGGGAAGAAUUACAAUCGGAAGAAUGUGGGGCAACAAUUCCAUGUGUGGAUGGACAAUGGAGCAAGUGGUCAAGAUGGACAAAAUGCAGCGCAAGUUGUGGAUUUGGUGUCAGACAACGAUCUAGAAGCUGUACUAGCCCACCUCCAUCCAAUGGCGGAAAAGAAUGUGCUGGAAGUAGUUUACAAAAUAAAAGAUGCUUCUUAUCAUUAUGUAUUCAAAAAGCAAAUACGAAAUCGGGUACACUAUCAAUUCGAUAUAAAGUAAUCUUAAUUUAA